Messenger RNA from Mobula hypostoma (lesser devil ray), 6298 nucleotides. It is a transcript of the gene otud7a, whose product is annotated as OTU deubiquitinase 7A. The record is from RefSeq and is a predicted model, not a curated record. NCBI's taxonomy places the organism in Eukaryota, Metazoa, Chordata, Chondrichthyes, Myliobatiformes, Myliobatidae. Gene Ontology annotation, biological process: protein K48-linked deubiquitination; protein K11-linked deubiquitination; protein K63-linked deubiquitination. The transcript is spliced from 12 exons. Gene Ontology annotation, molecular function: K63-linked polyubiquitin modification-dependent protein binding; cysteine-type deubiquitinase activity; zinc ion binding. Bases 1241 to 4084 code for a protein of 947 amino acids. Gene Ontology annotation, cellular component: nucleus; cytoplasm.
GCCUACAAGAGGGAGGCUGUACUUGAUCUGGUAUUGGGAAAUGAACCUGGUCAGGUGUCAGGUCUCUCAGUGGGAUAGUAUUUUGGAGAUAGUGAUCACAACUCUACCUCCUUUACCAUAGCAUUGGAGAUGGAUAGGAACAGACAAGUUAGGGAAGUGUUUAAUUGGAGUAAGGGGAAAUAUGAGGCGAUCAGGCAGGAACUUGGAACCAUAAAUUGGAAACAGAUGUUCUCAGGGAAACGUAUGGAAGAAAUGUGGAAAAUGUUCAGGGGAUAUUUGCAUGAAGUUCUGCAUGGGUGUUGUGGAUAGUGUGGGGAGCUGUCAGAGGUUACAGCGGGACAUUGAUAGGAUGCAAACCUGGGCUGAGAAGUGGCAGAUGGAGUUCAACCCAGAUAAGUGUGAGGUGGUUAAUUUUGGUAGGUCAAAUAUGAUGGCAGAAUAUAGCAUUAAUGGUAAGACUCUUGACAGUGUGGAGGAUCAGAGAGAUCUUGGGGCUGAGUCCAUAGGACACUCAAAGCUCCUACAUAGAUUGACUGUGUGGUUAAGAAAGGCAUAUGGUGCAUUGGCCUUCAUCAAUCGUGGGAUUGAGUUUAAGAGUCGACAGGUAAUGUUACAGCUAUAUAGGACCCUGGUCAGACCCCACUUGGAGUACUGUGCUCAAUUCUGGUCGCUUCACUACAGGAAGGACAUGGAAACCAUAGAAAGGGUGCAGAAGAGAUUUAUAAGGAUGUUGUCUGGUUUGGGGAGCAUGCCUUAUGAGAAUAGGUUGAGGGAACUCAGCCUUUUCUCCUUGGAGCAAUGGAGGACGAGAGGUGACCUGAUAGAGAUAAUGAGAGGCAUUAAUUGUGUGGACAGUCAGAUGCUUUUUCCCAGGGUUGAAAUGCCUAGCACGAGAGGGCACAGUUUUAAGGUGCUUGGAAUUAGGUACAGAGGAGAUGUCAGGGGGUACGUUUUUUAUGCAGAGAGUGGUGAGUGCGUGGAAUGGGCUGCCAGCGGCGGUGGUGGAGGCAGAUAUGAUCGGGUCUUUUUUGGAUAGGUACAUGGAGCUUAGAAAAAUAGGGGGCUAUGGGUAAGCCUAGGUAGUUCUAAGGUAAGGAAAUGUUCAGCAGGUGGUGCCAGCUGGGGCUAUAACCCCAGCAGAAAUUGCAAUAGCCCCACCAUGGCACCACCAAGAAAUUAACUGCAGCUGCUUUGCUUUCUCUGUAUAGUUUUUGUAACGUUCCGUUAUGUUGGCUCGUAUAUGUCUAGGAGAAAUCUCACCCAGCACCUGCCUCAACACUCUCCACAGGGUCGGUCGCCGCCCGAAUCAAUCCCAAACAUCAAUCAUCAGCCAGCACACCCAGUAAAUUUUAACAGAUGUAUCUCUAAAAGCCUGGCGACUGAAACCAGUUCUGUGGUGUGGCAGGUAGUGCAUCUAUAUGAUCACAUGAUUCUUGAUAUGGAUGCAGUCCUGUCAGACUUUGUUCGGUCCACAGGGGCAGAACCUGGUCUGGCAAGAGAUCUGCUGGAAGGAAAGAAUUGGGAUCUGAGUGCAGCACUGAAUGACUUUGAACAGCUUAGGCAAGUUCACACUGGGAACUUGCCUCGUGUGUUCAAUGAAGGAAGCUUCUGCAAACAACAAGAGAAAGAACAAUCCAAUCAGGUGAAGAAGUGUGAACAGAGACCGGAUGAGAUUGCUCAAGAAAAACGCCUCUCACGGGGAAUUUCUCAUGCAAGUUCAGCUAUUGUGUCCCUGGCUCGUUCACAAGUGGCAAAUGAAUGCAACAGUGAACAGUUUCCUUUAGAGAUGCCCAUUUACACAUUCCAGCUACCUGAUUUAAAUGUCUACAGUGAAGAUUUUCGAAGCUUUAUUGAAAGAGAUUUGAUUGAACAAUCAACGAUGGUCGCCUUGGAACAGGCAGGCCGACUCAAUUGGUGGUCAGUUGUUUGUUCAAGCUGCAAGCGGCUUUUGCCAUUGGCAACAACAGGAGAUGGGAACUGCCUCUUACAUGCAGCUUCUCUAGGCAUGUGGGGUUUCCAUGAUAGAGACCUAAUACUUCGCAAAGCUCUUUAUGCCAUGAUGAAAAAUGGCCCAGAAAGAGAAGCACUGAAGAGGAGAUGGAGGUGGCAGCAAACCCAGCAAAAUAAGGAGUCUGGCUUGGUUUACACUGAAGAGGAGUGGGAACGAGAGUGGAAUGAGCUACUUAAACUUGCUUCCAGUGAGCCUCGAAUACACUGCAGUAAGAAUACAGGCACCUGUGGCGGUGUUGACAAUUCUGAGGAUCCAGUUUAUGAAAGUUUGGAGGAGUUCCAUGUGUUUGUCCUUGCCCACGUGUUGCGAAGACCAAUUGUUGUUGUUGCAGAUACUAUGCUAAGAGACUCGGGAGGUGAAGCAUUUGCACCAAUACCUUUUGGAGGAAUUUACUUGCCUCUGGAAGUACCUCCUAACAGAUGUCAUUGUUCACCUUUAGUCUUAGCCUAUGAUCAGGCCCACUUCUCUGCGCUGGUGUCUAUGGAACAGAAUGAUCAACAAAGGGAACAAGCUGCAAUUCCUUUGACUGAUUCAGAACACAGACUGCUACCCUUGCACUUUGCAACGGAUCCAAAGAAUUGGGAAUGGGGAAAGGAUGAUAAUGACAACACCAAACUGGCUAAUUUGAUCCUCUCCCUGGAAGCGAAGCUUCACCUACUGCACAGCUAUAUGAAUGUAUCCUGGAUUUGUAUUCCUGCUGAAACAAGGGCACCUUUGGCCCAACCAGAAUCACCAACUGCUUCAGCUGGGGAAGACGUCCAUUCCCUAGCUGAUUCGAUGGAGUCAGAUAGAGAUUCUAUCUGCAGCAACUCCAACCUGAAUGGAAACAGAAAUAAGAAAGGAGAAAAACAGAAAAAGGACAAGGAAAAGAAUAGGACAGAUUCUGUUGCAAAUAAGCUUGGGAGCCUUAGUAAAACUCUGGGAAUUAAAAUUAAAAAGAACAUGGGGGGUCUUGGUGGACUGGUGCAUGGAAAGAUCAGUAGAGGAAACACAGGCAAUGGCCGGAAUGGGGAGACUGGAGACAAACUCAAGAAGAAAGAAUCCAACAAAACUCGGAAGGAAAGCAAAGAGGAGUCAUCACAUUCUGCAAGUUCAUCCCCUACUGAUAAAUCAAAUGUCUCUGUUAAAUCUCCAGUGGAGAAACAUUCUGAUCAGUGGAAAUACAGCACUGAUGUCAAACUCAGCCUCAACAUACUGAGAGCUGCUAUGCAAGGCGAGAGGAAAUUCAUUUUUGCUGGUCUUCUGUUAACCAGUCAUAGGCACCAGUUUCAUGAGGAGAUGAUUAAUUAUUACUUGACUACAGCUCAAGAGCGCUUCAACGCAGAGCAAGAACAAAAGCGCAAGGAAGCAGAAAAAAAGUCAUGCAGCAACUCUGUGUGUAAAAAAGAGGAGCAAGAGCCAUCUCAAACCAAGUUAGAACCAAAUUCACAAGAGGACACUCCUCAAGGCUCUUCUCAAAGCCAUAUAGGUCACCUGAGCUCUAAACAGCAGGGAGCUAGUGACCAGGUAUCCAUGAGCACUUCACCUCUGAACAGUGGAACCCCUAAAGCUGGCACUCUCACCUCUGCCCACUUUACCCAUAUGCCAGCUUUGUUGCAGCAUGUCAUCCAUGUAUCUGAUGUGAGAUCUGAGCCAUCAAGUUAUCUAAGUGAUAAUCAGCCACCUGUCAUCAGUUCUCUGAAAACAUGUGCAACUUAUCCACAGCAUAGUCGCUCACUAUCUUAUCAAAGCUAUUGUCCUGUGGGUCUAUCAGGCCUCCCCACUGUGGAAACCAUGGAACCUCUAAAAUGUUUGCUGCCCCCUGAACACAAAAGCCACACAUAUACCAAUGGGUUUGGUUCUGGUGAUAUGAGUGACUAUUUGGAAUAUGCCGAUGAGGACUCUUCCUUUGUGUGGCAGAGUGAAGAAAAUAGCAGAGUGAGAAGUGUGGCAGCUCCGCCUUAUUCCAUACAACAGAACCGAUGCAAACAGCACAACUGCCCCUUCUACGGCCGUCCAGAGACAGAGUUUUACUGCUCCUACUGUUACAAGGAGGAGCUCAAACGCAGGCAGCAAGCGAACAAGUCUGUUUGACUGUGAUGGUUGUAUGCAAAGUUCUGAAUUAACAAACUCUGUCAUAACAAAUAUUUUGAUGAGCAAUUUGCUAAAUGUAAAUCAACCAGGAUCAGGGGUUCGUUCCAUUUUGAGAGUCUUGGAGCUGCACUGCAGUUGGAUCGAUUGGAACAUCUGUGCCUCCAGGACUGAAACUCCAGACCCAAAUUCCAGCCCACUAUCCAGGGCAGGAGAAGACCUUUUCUGUUACUUCUUCAUGGACUGUUACCAAAUAGUUGAUUAUAUUCCUACGUGUAUGUUUUUUUAAUUAAUCUAUUGCAAAAUUAAUUCCAGUGAUAAUUUGCACAUUAAUUACAACUGUAAAGGUGAAAUAUAGCAGAAAGUAACCAAUUAUUUAUGUGUUUGUGAACUAGAAAAUCAUUAUGAUGGAACUUUACAAGCAAAAGUUUAAAAAUUGUAAUAUAGAAAUUAUUUUUAUAUUAUUUUCACAGAUGUGCUGCAAAGCAAUAUUUUGCGCUUUUUAUUAAAAGACAAUUGCCACUUUAAUAGAUUAUUAAAUUGCUGAAACUAUUUAGAGGCAUACAGUAGAGCAUUAUGAUGUAUGUUUAUGAGCUCUAGUGAGCUUGGGAGUGGCUUGAGUGUUCACAGAUUUUGAUACUUAGUAAACAUGCAACUUUGUUUGGGGAAAGCAGUUUUCCCAAAGCUGAUUUUCAGUAUUUAAAUAAUAGCCUCAAUCCGGUGUUGUGCUGUAAAGCAUCUGUUAUAUUUAUUUUGCUGUUUCAGCUUAGAAUAUCUCAAAAAGAAAGCCACACAUCUCCUGUCUGUAAAAAGUACUUACUAGUACAGAUGCAAAGCAAUGGAAAAGAGAAAGAAAGCCAGUAACCCGGGUUCUUUUGACCUAAAUCCAGAACCCUAGAUUCACUUGUCUAGUGAUUGUUAAAAGUUCACAACCAGACACAACUGGCUAUAUUUGUCUUUUCAUCUACUUAACCGUGAGUAUUAGACAGUGACCUUAAAGGGUCUGACUAGACUAGUAGCUGAAUAUCACCACACUGCUUCAGAUCCAGAUGACCUGUAAAUUAUGCCAAGGGAGUAUUUACUAGUUUAUUUAAUAAUGUAAGGCAGACUAUUUCUGUGUGGCUUUUAUUUUUAAUAUUUUUUGUCUUUUGCUUUAAUAUGAACUGAAACUGUGGAAAUAUUUUGUUCAAUACUGAUUCUUAGCACUAUGCACACAAUGACAAGCAAAAAUGAUGGGAUGGGGUUUACUUUUGGCUUCCCCCACUCCCCAAUGCCACUUUCCUCUCCCUGCAACCUUAAGUGGUUUUACAGGCAGUGCAAUUUUCUCCUUUGGCAGUGUCCUGCCCAAGGUCAGUGCUGUCUAUUUAAUUAACCAAAACAUAUAGCGAGGAAUGCAAAUAGAGUGAACUUGCACAAAUACUUUGAUUCCUGUGUUAUGUUUGCUAUUUAUGUUAUCUGGCAGCUUUGCUGCCCCAAGCUUUUGUUCACACUCUUACAGACUCUUACAAUGUGAGGGAAGCUACCCAUUUCUAAUCCACUCUGGCUCAGUAUGUACCCCAGAGGUGUAAGGAAUUACUCAAGGAAAAUGCAAGUGAGUUUAAAAUGCUAACCUUCUUCAUUAAAACUCUCCUUCCAUUGGGCAUGGGAGGAAGGUGGUCAUGGAAUCGUCCAUUGAAUCAUCUUCUAUGGAAAUUGAAGUAAAGUUUAUAUUUACUGGAUAUUGUGAACUUUCAGGGCAGGCAUGGGUUCACUAAACCUUCAAAGGACAAAAUAAUUAUUUUUCGUGUUGGAUUUCUCAACAAGAAAUAAAUUUUGAUGUGGCUAAGAAUUUAGUAAAAUGAUAAAAGUGUUUUGACCUAUAGAGAAUAAUAGUGAGUUCAAGAAACUUGAUAAGGUCCUUUGAAAUAUUGAACAGUGUAGUAGCUUUUGCUUAACUUGGGUAAGUUGCCCUGAAAUUUUUUUCUACAGUAUCUAUGAUCAUCCCAAGAUUUUCAAAUGGUUUGGAGCUUGAGAUUUUCAAGAAACUAUUGAAGCCUAAUGCCAAACCUGAUCGCUGGCAUGAAAGUCAUAUAUUAAAUAAUGGAUUGAAGCUCAUGUAUAGGAUGCGAUCAGAUAGUAUGUUCAAUGUGUAACACAUUACCUUUCUUGAUUGAUCAUAAUAUUAUGCAUUGUUUUAAAUGUUUGUCGCCCAACUUGCACUGAAAAAUUAAAACCUAA